Molecule: messenger RNA, 2166 nt
Organism: Symbiodinium necroappetens
Lineage: Eukaryota; Dinophyceae; Suessiales; Symbiodiniaceae
Source: the annotation of a GenBank genome assembly
GAUUUGGGCACUGGCAUAGACACUCACACAGCAGGUCGCUAUGUGGCAAUGGUUUCAGUCUCCACCGAAAGGCAAACCGGAAUGCUGUCCAUCGAAGCUGCAGCAGCUGGACGUGUCAGUUCCCAAAAUGCCGAUGUAAGCGAGGAGGCAAGGUUGUCAAAAAGGCUUUCCAGCUUGGGCAAGCAAAGUCGAUGGGCGGGAGCUCUAAUGGAAUUGAUGGGCAUGCGGCUCACACAACUGACUCACACCAGCUCGCACAACGCGCUUGCAGCUGCGUGUGGCAAAAGUCAGGCCUGGGAAGUGGCGCUGGGCUUAAUAGGGGAUGCUUGGCACCGGUCGCUUCGACUUAAUGCCAUCACGUUUGGAGCGGGUGCUCUAGCUUGUCAAGUGACAGCUGCGUGGCGGCGUUGCACUCAACUUUUGAGCAACGCACGAGAGAUGAGCACCCAGGUGAAUGUCGUGUGUUGCACAGCAUUGCUGCACGCAUGUGGGCGAGCGAGUGGCGAAGGCAAAUGGGCAUUCGCGGUUCUGGAUUUAAUGAGGGCUGAGGCAAUGCAACUGACGGAGGUCAGUUUCGGUGCUGCAAUGAGCGCUUGUGCACCUGAGGGGCAGUGGCAAGCAGCACUAGUUUUGUUCAAAGAUUCACAGCAGAUGGGACCCAACCUGCACUGUUGCAAUGCCUUUCUAACGAGCUUGGAGAAAGGGGGCAGAGCGGAACAGGCCCAGGCGCUCCUGGACGAAAUGGUAGUCGUGCGACUGGAGCCUAAUCUGGUCUGCUUCAAUGCCAUGUUAAGCUCGCUCAUGGAGGCUGGCAAGGCUGUAAUGGCCACGAGGAUGCAGCAGUGGCUCGAAUCAGUAGAGAUUCUUGCUGGAAUGGCUGAGCAAGAGUUGGAUCCCACAUGCAUUGCAUACGAAGCCACAUUUGCAGCAUGCGAGGCUCGGAGAUGCCACGUGAUCUUCUUCAACGACGGCAUGCUGAAGCGAUACCUGGUGGUUGCCGACGGCUCUGAUGGUUUUUGCCAGCGGAGGUGUACCCUCAUGGCUGGAAAAGAUGCUUCCAGCGACUUGCGGGCUCUGCAAAACUCCUUCCAGAACAUGAAAGUGGAAGGCAAGGGCGAUGAUGCCUCCAAAAAGGCGUCGUUUACGUACAACGCAGAGCGCGUGCUUGGCAGCGGUUCUUUCGGAGUCGUGUACCAAGCCCAGGUGGUUGAGACAGGUGAGUCUGUCGCCAUCAAGAAGGUUUUCCAGGACAAGCGAUACAAGAACCGAGAGCUACAAAUCAUGAAGGAGUUGAAGCACCCGAACGUAGUGGAGCUGAAGCAUGCCUUCUACACUUCUGGCGAAAAGCCUGGCGAGACAUACCUUAAUGUUGUGAUGGAGUACUGCUCUGACACGGUCUACCGUGUCAUGAAGCAUUACAGCAAGAUGAAGCAGCCGGUCCCGCACAUCUUCGUCCAGCUGUACAGCUACCAGAUGGGCCGGGCCUGCGCCUACAUCCACGCUGUUGGGAUUUGCCACCGAGACAUCAAGCCCCAGAACUUGCUGGUCGAUGGGCAUACGCAUGCCCUAAAGUUGUGCGAUUUCGGAUCUGCGAAGCCGCUGGUCAGAGGGGAGCCGAAUGUGGCUUACAUUUGUUCCAGAUACUACCGUGCUCCAGAGCUCAUUUUCGGGGCCACUGACUACGGCUUUGUGAUCGACAUUUGGUCAGCCGCAUGUGUUUCGGCGGAGCUCAUUCUCGGGCAUCCCAUGUUUCCUGGCGAGAGUGGUGUUGAUCAGCUGGUGGAGAUCAUCAAAGUUUUGGGCACGCCAACUAGGGAGGAACUCAUGGCGAUGAACCCGAACUACACAGAGUUUAAGUUCCCACAGAUCAAGCCACACCCUUGGCACAAAGUUUUCAGAUCGCGCACCUCUCAGGAGGCUGUGGACUACAUUUCGAAACUACUUGUGUACGAUCCAAAGCUGCGACCUUCUGGACUGCAGUGUUGCAUGCACGCUCUAUUCGAUGACCUGAGAGACCCCAACACGCGCAUCAGCAGCUCAAAGCCCCUUCCGGAGCACUUAUUCGUUUUCUCCAAGGAGGAAUUGGCCGCGAUGGAUGCUGACAUGCAAAGGAAGCUUAUUCCAGCUUGGGUCGCCCAGAAGGCCGAGAAGGGGAAGACACCGUGA